Molecule: messenger RNA, 573 nt
Organism: Penaeus monodon (black tiger shrimp)
Lineage: Eukaryota; Metazoa; Arthropoda; Malacostraca; Decapoda; Penaeidae
Gene: RpS30
Exons: 4
Coding region: 137-532 (131 amino acids)
Biological process (GO): translation
Cellular component (GO): ribosome; cytosolic small ribosomal subunit
Molecular function (GO): structural constituent of ribosome; protein binding
Source: RefSeq, a predicted model, not a curated record
GCAACCCCGGAACGCAAGUAAGUAAUUUUUCCGCGCCGCAUUUUGCCCUUGGCGAGAAGGAACCAUCGGCCACGUCCACGUCGCUCGUGCUCUCGGCCCAAAACAUCCCUUUCGGAGCCGUCAUCCGCAUAUCAAGAUGCAGAUCUUUGUGCGCUCUGAGGUCACCCAUGUGGUGGAAAAUGCCGAACAACAAACCGUUGGAGAUGUCCGUUCCUUCAUCUGCCAAGCUGAAGGUCUCCCAGAGACUGAGGUGAGGCUGUAUGCUGCUGGAUCACCCCUUGAGAAUGACAGCUUCCCCCUGGCUAACCUGAACACUGAUGCCAUUGAUGUCAAUGUUGCCCUUAAGGGAGGUAAGGUUCACGGAUCCUUGUCCCGUGCCGGUAAGGUCAAGGGCCAGACCCCCAAGGUUGAGAAGAAAGAAAAGAGGAAGUCAAAGACCGGCCGUGCCAAGCGUAGGAUCCAGUACAACCGCCGUUUCGUCAAUGUUGUGGCAUCCUUCGGCAAGAAGCGAGGACCUAACAGCAACUCAUAAGUUGAUAUGUACCUCUUAAAGAAAUGAAAAAAACAACUUGA